GCGCGAGCGACUUUUACUCACUCGCAGAACACAAUCGGCGAACUGCAAAUAAUUAAAACUUCAAGUUAAUAUUGUUUAAUUUCUAUUUGUAUUUUAAAUCUGCAAAAAUGCAGUCUAUACGCCUGUGCAGCUUACAUCCCAAGAUCCUGCUCACCCUUAAUUCAGGGCUCUUUGAGUUACAAAACUAUAAUUCAAUCUUACUCGGAGGACUCCGAUUUCGCCACAGCAAGAACAUUAAUCCUAAAGUGCAACGAAAGUCCACAGAAGGAAAGGGAAUUCAGUACUUCGGAUUUAAAUAUUUUCCCAGAUUUCCUGACCACAAAGAUCCACCCUACGAAGCCACCAAGUUGUUUAUGGUUAAACGAAUUCGGUCGUGCUUCGGAGUCCCAAGAUGGGAGAAAGACCUCAUAAAACAUUUUAAACUUGAAUCUAAAGCGGACACAGCUAUAAUCAAAAAUAGUCCGACAAACAACGCCAGAUUGUACAAGAUUAAGCAUCUUGUCGAAAUUACACCUAUUACGACACCCUUCGGAAUGCCAGAUAGUCCCGAGCAUGCAGUUUUGAAAGAAAAUGGAGAACUUAUUGCUUGUCAAAUGCUACAAGGAAAUCAAUUACAGUUACAAGAUGCAAAGAAUGCAAAUGAUGAACUGAUGAAAAAGUCCGUGGAUGGUAGCACGUUGAAAAAGAGGUUACGUUUAAAUUGGUAUUCCCGUUGGUAGUUAAGAACUUCAUUAAGUAUUUGUUUUAUCAGUCUUUAGUAAUAAAUGUUACAUGCACAAUACAAAUUUCAUAAAUAAGCUAUUAGGCUGUAUAA
Molecule: messenger RNA, 814 nt
Organism: Folsomia candida
Lineage: Eukaryota; Metazoa; Arthropoda; Collembola; Entomobryomorpha; Isotomidae
Gene: mRpL30
Exons: 3
Coding region: 108-719 (203 amino acids)
Biological process (GO): translation
Cellular component (GO): mitochondrion; large ribosomal subunit
Molecular function (GO): structural constituent of ribosome
Source: RefSeq, a predicted model, not a curated record